GCCGGGCUUUUUGAGCCCAUCCGCCGGCCUCAAGUUCGCCGACAUCCCGAACGGACUCGCAGCUAUUUCCAAGGUGCCAAUGGCAGGCUGGGCGCAGAUUGCCGCGUACUUUGGCUUCGUAGAGUUCAGCGGUGGCUUCGAUGACUACAAGACCGGCACCCCCGGCGACUAUGGCUUCAAGGUGCUGACCUCCUCCGAUCCGGCCGAGAAAACCAAGAAGCUGUCUGCC
Symbiodinium pilosum is the source of this 229-nucleotide messenger RNA. NCBI's taxonomy places the organism in Eukaryota, Dinophyceae, Suessiales, Symbiodiniaceae. The record is from the annotation of a GenBank genome assembly.